CAAACUGGACUCAUAUAAAAAAAAAUACCAAUGCAGACUUAUAACAGUUAUGAAAACCAGUGUCUGCCAUUAAGGUGUCAAGAAUGGCUGGUGUGGUCGUAUUUGCUCUCCAACUUCUACUGGCUGGCUGCAUACUGAUGAAGCCGUGCCGGGCGGAUGCCUCUCAAACUUCGGUAACACGAUAUCGCCGUGGCACCAUAUCAGGACGUACGUGUAUCGUCAGCGGGAAGACCUACCAGGCAGGAAACCCGGUGCCAGACCUGAGCCCCUGCAAGACCCAGUGCCGGUGCUUCGCUUCUCUCUUCGGCCGCACCGGCCACGUUGUGUGCGCGGUGAACAAGCAGUGCACGUAUACCAACCUGUGCGUUAAUCCAAUCACCGACACCUGCGGGUGCCCCAAGUGCCGACCCGGUGGCUGGAUAUGGCCUCCAGUUACAGAGUCAGUGCUGCUGUCAAAGAAUCGUAUUGCCUGGCAGAUUUCGACCCAGACCUACAGGGGCAAGUCCCGGGGAGCGAAUCUCGCCGUUGACGGGAAAACGGAUGGGAACUUCUUCCGUGGAAACACCUGUACUCAUACCGCAAAUCAAUAUCAACCGUGGUGGAAGUUGGACCUGGGAAACAGCUUCGUCGUCACGAAAGUCGUUAUUUUUAAUCGAGCCGGAAGGUUUGGUAGACGACUCAUUGGCGCUGAGGUGCGAGUUGGAGGCAGCACUGUCGCCGCAAGGAACCGCCGCUGCGGGGGGCCUGUGACGAAAUCCGAAGCGAAAGCCGGUACCAAGAUAACCAGAGAGUGUCCGGCAGACACGAGGGGGCGCUUCGUCAGCGUGCAGAUCCGUAAGAGAAAGGAGUUCCUGACUUUGUGCGAGGUGAAGGUGUUUGGUCACGAGCGAUUGGGAAGCGACGGUGGAGUGAUUCCCUUCGAGGGCUACCCUGCCCUACCCUCUCCUCUGAUCUCAAGCCCAGGCUACCCGUUAGGCUUUAUACCAGGUUCUCCAGUCACGGGAGGCAAUUGUAUCGUGCCCUCCCCACAGGACCGGUUUAGUUACCUCAUCAUACCUGAUGGCGGUGACACGCUGUUAGGCGGCUGCGCCAAAUGCAGGUGUACGUCUGUGACCUGGUACAGUGCACCAGCAAAGGUAGUCGACAGAGGUUGCGAUUGCGACUACUCGGGUUGUUGCCAGUACCAGAAAAAGCACUACGCCCCUGGCGUUGUCGUGCCCAACUAUGACGGGGACCAGUGUAGACGGACCUGUAGAUGCAUUUCCAGGGCCAACGGCGAGAGACCAGUCAUUGCUUGCUCAGCUAACAGCAACGUGUGUGAGUUUGAGAGCAGAUGCGUGCACUAUGAGGUGGAUAAAUGCGGCUGUCCCUACUGCAAGAAAGGAGUGAGCGACUGCUGGGGUUACGAUCCGUGGAAGCAAAAAGACGUCUGUGUACCAGACGGUCAUGGUCCGGUUGUCAUCAAUCCACAGCAUCCUGACUAUACCUGCCAAUGCAUGUACGUCACUACAAUCAAAGUCAACGCCAACACAGUCAUUCCACAGAAUAAGCUCAGGAGAGCAAGAUGUACCGGUCCAGUGCACUAAAAUUUGAGGAUCGUCAGGCUACUGGCAGCUAGCAUUAUAAAAUUCAAAAGAAGUUAAAAGAAGUUCUCUAGAAAUUUGAUUGUGUUUAAAUGUGUAUUGGUUAGUACGGGAAAAGAAAUGGUGUUUAAAACUUUUCGUAAGGUCAUAUAUGGAGGCGUAACUUCUUUUCGGAAAGAAACACAAAUUAUCAUUGAAUAAAGUAUUA
Molecule: messenger RNA, 1791 nt
Organism: Patiria miniata (bat star)
Lineage: Eukaryota; Metazoa; Echinodermata; Asteroidea; Valvatida; Asterinidae
Exons: 9
Coding region: 84-1586 (500 amino acids)
Source: RefSeq, a predicted model, not a curated record